Messenger RNA from Neomonachus schauinslandi (Hawaiian monk seal), 1046 nucleotides. RefSeq names its product 3-hydroxymethyl-3-methylglutaryl-CoA lyase like 1 (gene HMGCLL1). The coding region runs from base 1 to 1023 and encodes 340 amino acids. Gene Ontology annotation, molecular function: hydroxymethylglutaryl-CoA lyase activity. Gene Ontology annotation, cellular component: cytosol; endoplasmic reticulum. The transcript is spliced from 9 exons. Lineage: Eukaryota; Metazoa; Chordata; Mammalia; Carnivora; Phocidae. The record is from RefSeq and is a predicted model, not a curated record. Gene Ontology annotation, biological process: ketone body biosynthetic process; L-leucine catabolic process.
AUGGGGAAUGUGCCAUCUGCGGUGAAGCACUGCCUCAGCUACCAGCAGCUUCUCCGGGAGCAUCUCUGGAUCGGGGAUUCAGUGGCUGGGGCACUCGACCCUGCGCAGGAAACAUCCCAGUUAUCUGGAUUCCCUGAGUAUGUUAAAAUAGUGGAAGUUGGACCUAGGGAUGGAUUGCAGAAUGAAAAGGUUAUAGUUCCUACAGAUAUAAAAAUUGAAUUUAUCAAUCAACUUUCCCAAACUGGCUUGUCUGUAAUAGAAGUGACCAGCUUUGUGUCCUCCAGAUGGGUACCACAGAUGGCUGAUCACACUGAAGUGAUGAAAGGCAUUCAUCAAUACCCAGGAGUUCGAUAUCCUGUCCUUACUCCUAAUCUUCAGGGUUUUCACCGUGCUGUUGCUGCUGGAGCCACUGAGAUAUCAGUUUUUGGUGCUGCAUCUGAAUCCUUUAGCAAGAAGAAUAUUAACUGUUCUAUUGAAGAAAGUAUGGAGAAGUUUGAGGAGGUUGUUAAGUCUGCAAGGCACAUGAAUAUUCCAGCACGAGGGUAUGUGUCUUGUGCCCUGGGCUGUCCGUAUGAAGGAAACAUCACACCACAAAAAGUGACAGAAGUAUCUAAGAGAUUGUAUGGCAUGGGCUGUUAUGAGAUCUCUCUGGGAGACACCAUUGGAGUGGGAACUCCAGGAAGCAUGAAGAGAAUGUUGGAGAGUGUCAUGAAAGAAAUCCCACCUAGUGCUCUUGCUGUUCACUGCCAUGACACAUAUGGACAAGCCUUAGCAAAUAUCCUUAUGGCCCUUCAGAUGGGGAUUAAUGUGGUGGACUCGGCAGUAUCCGGAUUAGGUGGCUGCCCUUAUGCAAAAGGUGCUUCUGGAAAUGUAGCCACUGAGGAUUUGAUAUAUAUGCUUAAUGGCUUGGGGCUCAACACAGGUGUGAAUCUUUACAAAGUGAUGGAAGCUGGUGACUUUAUUUGCAAAGCUGUGAAUAAAACCACAAACUCUAAAGUAGCACAAGCGUCCUUCAAUGCUUGACUUGAAUGAACUUGUGACUCAAG